Chenopodium quinoa (quinoa) is the source of this 3132-nucleotide messenger RNA. Its product is annotated as pentatricopeptide repeat-containing protein At1g08070, chloroplastic. The transcript has a single exon. Gene Ontology annotation, biological process: RNA modification. The record is from RefSeq and is a predicted model, not a curated record. The coding region runs from base 569 to 2776 and encodes 735 amino acids. Gene Ontology annotation, molecular function: protein binding; RNA binding; zinc ion binding. NCBI's taxonomy places the organism in Eukaryota, Viridiplantae, Streptophyta, Magnoliopsida, Caryophyllales, Amaranthaceae.
AUUGAAUGAUGGAUAGAGAAAGAAAAAUGAGAAAAUAAGAAGCAUAAAGAGAUAAUAUAAUGAGAACGAGAGCUAUAUAAAAGUUAGGAUGAGGGUGGCGUGGUGAUAAAGUAGUGGGAGACGAAGCCAUUAAGUUCUACAAUAUUUGGGAUGAUGAAGAAUAAGGAGAGGACCAAGAAGACGAAAAACUUAAAUAAAGGCGUGGCUAGUAAAGUUAAGUUGGGCAUGGAUCAGGUUAACAUGAGUGUUCUUUAGGUCGGUACAACACAAAAGGGUUCAAGCUGACUUGAGCCCGACAAUGUGAGUCAGACGGCCAGUAAUGAUUCAUACGUGAAUAUCAUAUUUAAAUUUGGCAUAAAUAGAACACGAAACAGGUGACUCCCUCUUAUUUUGAACCAACUUUUAAAUAAUUAAAAAUAAUAAAUGGACCGUUUGUUUUUUUUUUGAAGUUGGACCGUUAUUUUUGGCGGGUAACGGAAAUAACUAAACUUCAAAAAAAAAAAAAAAAAAAAAAAAAAAAAAACCUCAUUUCUUAGCAAACAAAGAACAACAAAAAAACCCAAUUAAAAUGACAAUGCUAAUUUCAUCUUCAACCCUAAUUUCUCCACUCCAUUUUCUCCCAAAUUCAGAUCCUCCAUACAAUCUCCUUCAAUCUCAACCCUCACUCUCUCUCCUCUCCAAAUGCAAGAACAUUCAAACCCUAAAACAAAUCCACUCCCAAAUCAUCAAAACUGGCCUUCACAAUACCCAAUUUGCUCUUAGCAAGCUCAUUGAAUCCUGUGCUGUUAAUCCUUCAGGUGAUCUAUCGUAUGCGCUUUCGAUAUUCGAAUCGAUGGAUGAACCCAAUACUCUGGUUUGGAAUACUGUGAUUAGAGGGAAAUCUUUGAGUUCUGCUCCAAUGGGUGCUUUUGAUUUGUACAUUCGUAUGCUUGUUUCGGGUGCCGAACCGAAUUCUUACACUUUCCCUUUUGUUUUGAAGUCUUGUGCGAAAUCGGGGAAUACCCAGGAAGGGAAACAGGUUCAUGGGCAUGUGUUGAAGCUCGGGCUCGAUUCAGAUGUUUUUGUGCAUUCGUCUUUGAUCAAUAUGUAUGCUCAAAUUGGGGAGUUGUAUUGUGCACGCCAAGUGUUUGAUAAAAGUCCUCUUAGAGAUCCUGUUUCUUAUACUGCACUUAUUACUGGGUAUGUGUGUAGGGGUUGUUUGGAGGAUGCACAUAAGCUGUUUGAUGAAAUUCCUGUGAAGGAUGUUGUGUCAUGGAAUGCUAUGAUUGCAGGGUAUGUACAGAGCGGUCGAUUCGAUGAGGCAAUAGCGUUUUUCCAAGAGAUGUUACGAGCAGAGGUUACGCCUAAUGAGAGUACAAUGCUUAGUGUUCUGUCAGCUUGUGCUCAAUCCGGUAAUCUUGAGUUAGGGAGAUGGGUUAGGUCUUGGGUUGAAGAAAAUGGCUUGGGAACAAAGCUUCGGGUUGUAAAUGCGCUCAUUGACAUGUAUGCAAAGUGUGACGAUCUUGAAACAGCAUGGACUUUGUUUGAGGGAUUACCUCAAAAGAACCUAAUCUCAUGGAAUGUGAUGAUUGGUGGGUACACUCAUGGGAGCUUGUACAAAGAAGCUUUGUGUUUGUUCAGAGAAAUGUUAGAACUUGAGGUUGUGCCGAAUGAUGUGACUUUCUUAAGUGUUCUUCCAGCUUGUGCUCACUUAGGCGCCCUUGAUUAUGGAAAAUGGAUUCAUGCAUAUAUAAACCGAAACUUCAGCCACUUAACUAACCCUGCUCUAUUGACCAGCCUGAUUAAUAUGUACGCGAAAUGUGGUGAUAUUGAAGCUGCCAAACAGGUAUUUGAUCGAAUGGAAACUAGAAGCCUUGCUUCUUGGAAUGCGCUGAUAUCCGGGCUAUCCAUGCAUGGUGAUGCAAACCAUGCCCUUGAUCUUUUCUUGAGGAUGGUGCAUGAAGGAUUUAGACCGGAUGAUAUCACAUUCGUGGGUGUUUUAUCGGCUUGUACUCAAGCUGGUUUGGUAGAUCUUGGUCGGAAAUAUAUCAAUGCUAUGAUAGAAGAUUAUAAGAUUUCACCAAAAGUACCUCAUUAUGGUUGCAUGAUCGAUCUACUUGGGAGAGCAGGAUUGUUCGAUGAAGCAGAGGCCCUAAUGGAUACAAUGCCAAUGGAGCCAGAUGGUGCUAUAUGGGGUUCUCUCCUUGCCGCAUGUAAGCUUCACAAGAAGGUUGAAAUGGCUGAAAAAGUCGCCAACCAUCUUUUCGAGCUAGAACCUAACAACCCAGGGCCUUAUGUACUGCUCUCAAAUAUCUAUGCUAUCGCAGGCAGAUGGGAUGACGUAGCUAGAGUUAGAACAAGAUUAAACGACUUAGGAAUAAAGAAAGUUCCAGGAUGUACUUCAAUUGAGAUAGAUAGCAUUGUUCAUGAGUUUCUUGUUGGAGAUAAAUUGCACCCACAGAGCAAUGCAAUAUAUGAGAUGGUGGAUGAAGUAGAUAGGCUCUUGGCCUUAAAUGGGCAUGUCCCUGAUACAUCUGAGGUUCUCUAUGACAUGGAUGAGGACUGGAAAGAAGGGGCAUUAAGUCAUCAUAGUGAAAGACUGGCAAUUGCUUAUGGAUUAAUUAGUACGAAACCCGGUACAACGAUUAGGAUUGUUAAGAACUUAAGGGUAUGUGGAAAUUGUCAUUCAGCUACAAAGCUCAUAUCAAAGAUUUUCAACAGGGAGAUCAUAGCAAGGGAUCGUAAUCGUUUCCAUCAUUUCAAAGACGGCCAAUGUUCAUGUAUGGACCAGUGGUAAAUAUUCCUUCUAUCCAUUUUCAUCUCAUUGAAUUUUAAUACUUGCACAGAUCAUGCUAUCUGAGUAGCUAUUCCUGUACAUUAAUCCAGAUUUUAAAUUUCUGGGAAAUGAAAUUUAAUUGUUCAUGUAAAGUUGUAAACUUGUGAAUCGUCCUUUAUAUGGUGUACAUCAUAAUGAAAUCAUAUAUAGCACAGAAAAUCUAUAUUUAACAUUCAAGAUCUAAUCAUAUAUGGCAGCAUGAAUAAUACAUUAUACAUAAAUUAUUUCCAUGAUAAACCCAUGUUAAUACUGCUGUUAGAGUUAAUAUUUAUGUUAACAUUGAUAUAUUUUGAUAAUGUAUAUGAAUUGAGGAUUAU